Messenger RNA from Ornithodoros turicata, 1212 nucleotides. RefSeq lists its product as uncharacterized. NCBI's taxonomy places the organism in Eukaryota, Metazoa, Arthropoda, Arachnida, Ixodida, Argasidae. The transcript has 2 exons. The record is from RefSeq and is a predicted model, not a curated record. Gene Ontology annotation, molecular function: protein binding. Bases 5 to 766 code for a protein of 253 amino acids.
UGUAAUGGCUAGCCUGCGGCUCUGCAUUGUGUUCAUUAUUCUGACAUGUUCCCACGCCUGGGAUAACACGCACCUUUUCAGGGAUGUGUGCAGAGAGAACAGUUUGGGCCACCUCCACUUGGGUGAACUCAACUCGUCCGCUGUGGUUGCCCUUUCCUACCCUGCUCGAGUACGUCACCGCUGUGGCUUUACUGUGUCCAGCUCUGCUCGAGCUGUCAUCGUUGUCAUUCGAUUGCUCAAUCUCAGGAGGAGCGAAGACACUUGCGAUGAUUACAUUCUCGUAGAGGGCGGCAAAAGCGACACCUUCCAAUACAAUCGGCCCUGGUGCACCUUGCGGAACAACGAAAGUAACUAUGAUAUGGUUGAAGGUGACGUUCGAGUCUACCUCUCAGUAUCUCCGCCAUUCUCCAGCAAGUACACUGGUGUCAACAUCGCUUUCACCACUUACAGGCGAGGUGAUGCUUGCGAUGAAAGAGUGAUGUUCACAUGCGCCUCGAGCCGCGUUUGCAUAUCCAAACAAUGGACUUGCAACGGAAUUAACAACUGCGGCGACGACAGCGACGAACCGAAGCAGUUCACUACAGAAGGCUGUCGAAUGGACCCGGAGUAUGUGUGGGGACCAGUUCUCUUCACGACUAUACUCGUAGUCUUUGUCGGCGUUCUGGUCUACGUGGUGGUGUUCGACAUUUUCAAGAGCAGAGUUUCGCUGAGUACUGACAUGAAUUCGUCAUCGACGACUUCGCUGGACGCGUUUGCUCCGGCCUGAUGUGCCCUCAAGAGCGACGAAGCUGUGGAAGUGCUCACUCCAUGUACCAAAUUUCUAUGACAAAGUAGCAGUCGGAAUACGGUUUUCGAUAACCGUUUUGGACUUCGAUCACUCUGAAAGAAUAUAUAUGACCAAUAAUUUCGUGAAACAGUAUUCUGUGUAUCGUGACACGAAUCUGGUCCUUCGUGUGUGUUAUAGUAGAACAUUCUCUUUACAAGACUAUUCUUCCCUGUAGCAUGUGUUCUUAGUGUCAGCCGGUAAGACCGACGAGUUCGCGACGCAACAGAGCGAUUUCUCUUUCGUGAGCCUUUAACUGCAAGAGAAAUGAGACACGGGAGACGAUCGUUGAAAUCGACUUAACAUCCUUCGCAUAAUGAUUCUUCGUGUUUCUGAAUGUAAUUCAAUGUAUCCGUUACGUUUCGUCAAUAAAUUUCUUAUGGAAUGUG